AUGGCAGAUCCUAUGGUCGAGGGUGACGCGGGCGCUGAGAACAUUGAAAUGGGGCUGCAAGACCUGCCGGAAGGCGAGUGGUUCCUGCCGAUCAUCUUCCAGCCCCCGGUAUAUGAGACCAUGGAGCUUUCUCCAGGAGUGUCUAUGAUAGACAUGAACACCGGGAGAAAGAGGUCGCAGCCGCCCCUGCAUGGACAGAUGUCGCGACAGGAGUAUCUUUCAGCAAAGGGAGGAAGCAGUCCACCGUCCGAAGAGGUGCAUACGGAUCCGCUCGAGGCUCCGGUGGAUGCGAACGUGGCGGAUAUCCAGCAGCAGUUCCAGGUCUUAUCCUUGCUGUAUCCGCCAAUGCGGCUUCGCAGCCCAUCUUCCAGACCGGCAACAGCUCCUUCGCGCCGCAGCCGAGCCUUCGUACCUCAUCCCAAGGACAAAGUCAUGGGAGGCACGAUUGUCGCAGACAAGGAGCUACUUCAGAAAUUAUUCGGCACGAAACAAGCAGAGGGUGCCAAGUGUCGGUCACAGAGGUAA
Messenger RNA from Effrenium voratum, 525 nucleotides. The record is from the annotation of a GenBank genome assembly. NCBI's taxonomy places the organism in Eukaryota, Dinophyceae, Suessiales, Symbiodiniaceae.